Acanthaster planci (crown-of-thorns starfish) is the source of this 6430-nucleotide messenger RNA. RefSeq lists its product as uncharacterized. The record is from RefSeq and is a predicted model, not a curated record. Gene Ontology annotation, biological process: signal transduction. NCBI's taxonomy places the organism in Eukaryota, Metazoa, Echinodermata, Asteroidea, Valvatida, Acanthasteridae.
GUUUACAGCGUUCUGCUUUAGACAACUAUUGGUCAUAUUGGCAUAUUUGUACUGUGCACUAGCAGACAAUGCAGCACCAAAAAUGCACCGUUCACUUAGAAUUUGCACUGAUGUAUUAACGUGAUCGUAGCCGCCAUUUUGUGCACGCAGCUUUGCUUUUUGGUAAUUGUCGGUCUAGUUCUAAAAAAAAAUUGAGUUCUUACAAAUAAUCUUUAUUCAGGAUAACUGUUUGUUGAAAAUACAUCCCGAUUGGACAUUUGGCGACAGGAGUGUGCUCUGUAUGAGCCAGUAGUUCGAUCUGAAGAUAUGGGUAGCGCUGCAAGCAGUGCCCGUAAUCGACCACCUACUCCACAAAGUGCUAGAAUUCCAACAGUACCACCUGCCACCGACCAACACGCUGAUGCUGCUGGCCAAAACACCAGUGAUGACUCGGCCAAAUAUCCCAGCCAAACACACGAAGAUGGCAGGGGACCUGAGCCUAUGGCAAACAACGGGAGUUUGUCAUCAGACCCAUCUGCUAAGCAAUCUCCAAGCGGGAUAUCACAGUCGCAAAGUGCUGCUGCCAGUAAGCAAGAAGCUAGCGCGUCUCCCACGGCAAUUAGUGAUCCUCCUUCAGUUACUCUGACUGCUGUCAAGUCAAAACCAUCCCAAGAAGAAAACAAAUCUAAGAAUAAGAACUCAUUAAAGGAUGAGAAUAUUGUAUUAAAAUGCGUGGAGUUCCUCAAACAGGCUACAAAUACUGGUGGUACUGUCGCUCCAUGCAGCCCCGCUGAUCCAUCAGCUUUUGAGAAAAACUCGGGUCGCCGAGAGGCCCUCCGCUCGAACUUUCUGAAUUCAUUGGAGCAACUGCGUGAAGUGGAAAUCUACACCGACGACAGCGCUAUGGCAGACCUCCUGAAUGUUUGCCAAAUGAGCAACUUGACGGACCCGGAGACAGCAGACGAAUUGGUUGAGGAAGGAUACCCCGACUUGUUCUUGAAAAUCUGGAACGGAGUCUAUCAUGACGAUAUCUACACGUCAAAAGAACAGUACAGGCAGUACAUUGUCUACAAUCUCCUCAAACAAGCUAGCAUUAAUUUCACCCACGUGAGUCGAAAACUUUGCGGAGCGAUGGGCAGCUCUGAACGUGGAAUAGUUCCUCUCGUUGCUAAGGAGUUCGAACAUCCUUUGAUGAAGUUGGAAGCCUUGAAGGAUGGCGUUAAGAAGGCUCUCUGGGACUCUCCUAGAGAGACACUCAAGAAGACAAUAAACAUCUUAGCGAACAUCAUCCGCGGAGACAUUGACAACAAACUAGUCUUUCGUCAGGCCAACAUCGUGCCUCAUCUUAAAGCUUUGCUCGAAUGCCGCUUUAUGAUUAUGCGUGCCAAAGCUCUCUUGUGCCUUGUAUAUCUAAUUAAUGAGGACGAAAACGAGGCUCUCAACACGACAGACGACAACAUUGAUUUCGUCAUCAAGGUUCUGGGAAAGUGCCUGAAUGAGAAGGGUCAUUACUCGGAACAUUACACCUUUUCAGCUGAGGUAGUUGUGGAUGGGAUUGUUUAUCUGGCUGGAAACGACUCCAAUAAACUUAAACUCGUCAAGAAAGGCGUUAUCGAUAAACUGAUCACCAUGUUGAGGACGGAGAGAGUGGGUGAGAAACACGCUGCCGCUAAAGCCGUAUGGAAGCUAGCGUUCCAUGAAGACAAUAAGAAACAAUUCAAGACAAACGACACCUUGAUCACAAACUUGAAGGAACUUUUAAGCCAUGAAUCGGACCCAGGGCUUCUGAAGGCUUGCAAGACGGUGUUGUGGAUGCUGGACUAUACCUUCGAUAAUUCCGAGUCCUGUGGACGCGGGAGCCGACCUUUGACUGGCAAACACCGAGCCAGACCAAUCGCGACCGCGGAUAACGAGAAAUCAGAAGACAAACCAGACGAUGCUGAAAAAGGCGGGGAUGGAGAAGGUCUUGAUUUAGACGACGACGAUGACUUCGGUGACGAGGUACCUCACGUGAUGAUCAGCUACCAAUGGGGAGUACAGAAGCAAAUGAUCAAGAUAAAAGAACUUUUGAAGGAAUCCGGAUACAGUGUGUGGAUGGAUGUAGACAACAUGGGUGGUUCUACGCUUGAGUCUAUGGCAGCAGCUGUGGAAAGAUCUGCCGUUGUGCUCAUAUGCUUCACUGAAAAAUACAAACAAAGUGCUAGUUGCCGAACAGAAGCUGAGUACACCUACAAGCUUCAGAAGCCUAUCAUCCCGCUACGUCUUCAGGAGGACUACGAUCCAGACGGUUGGCUGGGCAUCAUGAUUGGUGCCAAGCUGUAUGUAGAUAUGAGUAGAGCGAAUUCCUUGGGGGAGGACUUCACCAAGUUGAAGCAACAACUUGGAGGAAGAGGCAGGAUGCUCAAGGAAGGAUUACACAACACAUUCAAUUCCACUCUACAAGAUUCGCAUAAUGCCAGCGGAACACAGAAAGAUGUAUCGAUGAUGCAACGGCGUCCACCCACACAGCGGAGCACUAACGUCAAAACCCCCGGCAGCCAAGAACACACGGACGCCAAAACGGUAUCUACCUGGACCAAUGACCAAGUCAACACCUGGCUGGCCAAACACGGACUAGGCGGGCUCAAGAACCGUUUCGACGGCUACAACGGACAGCGGUUACUCGGUCUAAAGACCAUCUCCACCGAGGCUCCCAAUUUCUUCUACUCGGAAAUCAAAAAUGAUUUGGGAUUUAAAAAUCUCUUAGAGAUCGUGACAUUCAAGCAAGCUCUUGAUGGGAUAAUCUGAAUAAGAUUGGUUCGACGGUGGAGCUUAUAGCCAAGACUAGCCCCACACGUAGGGCUGUAGUGGCUCUUCUUUACAGUCCGUCAUGGUGGCGACAGAUAAGAGAUAGGUUGUAAAAGACAGCCACUACAGCUUUUCGUGUUGGGCUAAGCCGAGACCGACAUCAUUGGACAAAAGUUGUGCAGAAAUUCCCACUGCACACGGUACCUGUGCGUCGUAGUCUCAACUCAAAGUGUAUUUUCUGAGUCCAAACUUGAAAAAGUAACGAGACUGAAGUCUCAAAUGAAUAGGGUAGUAAAAGGCUAUUCGUCAAGACCUUAUUCGGAGACCUAUGUUAGUGUAUUCAUUCUAUUUUCGUUUCCUUUGUUGUUGCUUUUUUUUUCCUUUUUAAAUUGAGGACAAUUUUAUGGGAGUUCGUGGCUUAACAUAAAACUACACUUGUAGACGGCGGAGUAAAACGAGUAAUACCGAGUUUAACCAUAGGUCUAGUUUAACAAGGGGUCUGGGUAACGCAAAACUGUCAUCAAGUGAGCAAAUAAUUGUUAAUCAUAAAUACCUAAGAGAGUUUAGCCAUUCCUGUUGGUCAAAAUCCUGUCACGUGGCAGGUCUAGCGUUCUGCGCGUGCGCCACACAAUGGAUAACGCAGUACUGGCGCGCCACGCACGCGCCAAUCUCCACAUAAUUUGUUGGCGAUUUAAUACUGGCGAGAGACUAGAGUUUACAAUAACAUUAAUCUAAUUGAAAUCAAAAUAAGGCUGCUUGAUAUCAAAAUAAAUUUGUUCGAAAAUACAUAUAACAAAGCUGUUUGAAAACGAAAAAACGAUGGCACUUAUGGGCUUUUGUAGUCAGAGCCCAUGUUUGUUUUUUUUUUGCUCUAUGAUGACCUAUACUCAAUUUUUGCUACUGCGCCUAUACAUUGUACGGUAUUAACUUUAUGCACAGCUCGACGACGAUGUUGCCCAGAAAAUACCUCUGUUUUACUGGUUUACCUGAAUUAUGUUACCACCUUGCGUGACUUUUAUGCUUCAUGGCUGCUUACUUCGCCAAACUGGUGGGUAUUGAAUUGAUACUCUGACGGAAAGGGAAAAUAUCGGAUGUAUUAAUAGUGAGUCCCUUCGGAAAGUUAGGCCCACAUGGCCUAUAUCUAUAUGGGCCUAACUGGUUAAAAAAACUUAUUACUUACUUAGGCCUAAUUGUACCGUAUUUAACAUUAUGUCAUAGGCCUAUGGGAUUUUAGCCUGGGGAAAUUGCUGGGUUGUUUUAAUCAAUAGAAUACUAGCACUACAAAAAAGUUUUAAGAAUAUUUCCACUCUGCCACUUGUCUUGAACAUGGUAAUCCUCUUUUUCAUGGGUCUUUUAUACUUUAUAGGCCUAGGCCUACAUGUAUAAAACCCUUAAACUUUCUUUAGGCCUAGUAGGCUGUAGUAUAAUUCUCUUCAGCUUGGGAUCCUCAUGCAACAAUUAAACAAUAAAAAAUUACCUAAAUCCAUUUGCUUUAUGUUUACUCUAAAUGAAGAGGUGCGCCACUUCACCAGAUGACAUAAGAAACUUCAUCAAUCCUUUGCACACAGCACUCUUACACAAAACACAGUGAAACAUGAGGGUCCCAAGCUGUGGAAUUCCCUGGAUACCUCUGUAAAGAAUUGUUGGAAUCUACAAACAUUCAAACAAAAAUACAAGGCUAAACUAUUAACCAAGCACAUAAAUACUACUAAGUUUUAUUCAAUCUUUAUGUCUUACAGGGUUACAAGACUGUCUUCUUAUUGUCAAGUAUAUUGUUAUGAUUAUUGUGUUUGUAAUGUACAUUAUGUAUACAUGUAUUGAUUGGGGUCCCAACUCGACAAACAUUGUUUCUAUGGAACCCCAUCCACAUUCAUACCUCUUGUGAUAUCUUAAUUAUACUCUUACAGUUAUGUGGAAAAUGAAUAAUGACUGAAUAUGACCCUAAAGUCAAAACUGUUUUCAGAACUGUCAGUGUGGACUGUGCUGUGUAUGGGUUUCAUCAUGAUUUCGUACAUGCAUUUUGUAGCCUCACUAAGGGUGCGUUCGCACGGUUACUCCUGUUAACACGAGUAGGAUGCGUGCGCAUUACACUCGGGUACAGAGGUAGACUCCCCCUCUAGCAAGAGUAAACUCUCACUGAUCCUCGGGUUGUACUCUAGCCAUUCGAGCACUCAGGGGUAUACCCGUGUUAAUGCAAGUAGCUCGCUCGAACGCACUCUAAAAAACAUUGACAGUGUGGCUGAAGAUUUUACAAAAUGUAGCCUUGUAUUCAUUUCAGUGAUUUGUUUGCUGUAUUCUGCCAUCUACAGCAUGAAAACGUGAUGGAGAGUCAUGGAUUCUUUUAAAACACUUGAAGUUUAGAAAUAAUGUAGACGAAAACAAUAUUUGAUGUUACUGAACUAAAGUUUAGUGCUGUAUUUUUAAUAAAGCUAUGUAUAUUUCCCAAUUCCUGUACAUUCAUUUCAGUUUUCCCAAUAAUCUAAUGUAACGUAAUGUCUAUUUUUCUUGUGCAUGCAGACAAAAGAACAUCAGCAAGUAAAGUAGGGUGAAGUGGUUCCUACUCGGUCAUACUGUAUUUGGAAGGCUUCACUUCACAGAUUAUAGCUAGUUAGUACAAACACAGUAUUACAAAGUUCGAAGAUUAGAUUUGUUACAGUAGUGUACAGCUGUAUGUUGACACGGUAAACAAGGUUGGAGACUUUUUUUUGUUUGGAACAAGGAGAAGAUAUUUUCCGUGAAGGAUAAGACAAAGUUUUGGACUGCUUUGGCAUGAAAUGGUAUACUUUUGUCACUGGAGAAAAACCAAGGUCAUAUUCAAUUGCUUUUCCCAAAUGUCAUAAUUGAGAGAAAAAAAUGCCUUAAUCCUAUUAAACCAUUAUUACUAUGCAUUUUGUGCAUCAAGUACGCUAAAGGCAAUUUACGGAAUACACUGAAAUUUCAAGACCUUUAUUGUAGCUGUGUAUGUGUAUUUCCAAUACAUGUAGUGCUCUUUUAAUAUAUUGAGGACACUGGAAAAAAAAUGCAUUCUAAGUCUUACCAGUUGAAUGAUUUGCAUUUUUUGAACUGUCCAAAUUUUUGCUUUUUUUUCCUGUGGUUAGAAUGAAUGCCCCAUUCAUAAUAAGCGGUUAUUGCAAUUUUCAUAUUUCAAGGAAUCGCUAUAUAGAACAAGAGUCCUAUUUUUACCAACCUGUCUGAAGUACACGUAUGCUCUUAAUUGAAUAAGGUAGAGGACCUGAGGUUUGGAUCCUUGCAGAAUCUUUUUUUAAGUUAUGUUAACGUUUCUGUCAGUUGAACUGAUCUUUUUGAAAAAUACAUGGUGUACAAUAAAUAUUUGGAGGGAAGUUAUGCAUAGAAAGCUUGACGUGCAUAAUUUGAGCCGCAAAUUUGCAACUGAAAUACAUGCGAGGUUCUGCACUCUGGCUCAAUCUGUUUCUACUUGCUCGCAUUGCUCUUUAGUUUGUUUACAUAUGCAAAUUUAUCCUUUAUUUAUAUAUGCAGAUAAGCUGUGACCUCUGACUGUUUUCGAAAUUGCGCAAUCCUAACGUUUAAAUAUAAGUUCCGAAAUCAUCUUUAUCAAGAGGCCUGUGGCCUGGUGGGUUAGCUUGCUGACUGCCAGGCCAGGGGACCCCGGUUCAAUUCCAGCUGGGGUCCCCGGAAAAGGAGG